Molecule: messenger RNA, 402 nt
Organism: Bacillus rossius redtenbacheri
Lineage: Eukaryota; Metazoa; Arthropoda; Insecta; Phasmatodea; Bacillidae
Product: serine/arginine repetitive matrix protein 2-like
Exons: 1
Coding region: 1-402 (133 amino acids)
Source: RefSeq, a predicted model, not a curated record
AUGCGCGAGCAGUACACUCCCCGCUCACCCACGUCAAGAAGAGCCAACCACUCCGAGGCGCAAGACAGCAUGCGCGAGCAGUACACUCCCCGCUCACUCACGUCAAGAAGAGCCAACCUAUCCGAGGCGCCAGACAGCAUGCGCGAGCAGUACACUCCCCGCUCACCCACGUCAAGAAGAGCCAUCCACUCCGAGGCGCAAGACAGCAUGCGCGAGCAGUACACUCCCCGCUCACCCACGUCAAGAAGAGCCAACCACUCCGAGGCGCAAGACAGCAUGCGCGAGCAGUACACUUCCCGCUCACUCACGUCAAGAAGAGCCAACCACUCCAAGGCGCAAGACAGCAUGCGCGCGCAGUACACUCCCCGCUCACCCACGUCAAGAAGAGCCAACCACUCCUAA